GUGACUCUGGAUUGUUUUGAGAGAUGAGUUGAGUGUAAUGCUUUGCUAGCAUUCGCACCCAAAGUUCCCAUAGAGACAAACGGUCUCCAAAAUGUCGAGGUUACAGGAGGUGUACAGAAGGUAUUUAAGGUCCAGCUAUUAAAUGUGUUAACUGGAACCUUAACACAAAAGGCAUCUGUUAGGACAGGAUGCCAGAGAUGACCGACACUCAAUCAUCUGGUCGUAAAAGCAAGAGGAGGAAAAACAAAGAAACUCACAAUGCAGUUGAGAGACACAGGAAGGAGAAGAUUAAUGCUGGAAUUAACCGCAUCGGUAAUCUUCUGCCCUGCUCCCAGCCAAAUCAGAGUAAGAUCAUGAUCUUGGACCAGGCAUUUCGCUACAUAACUGAGCUGAAGAAGCAAAAUGACACAAUGCUUCUCGAGGGAGGAGAUAAAGUCCAAGCGGAGGAAAUACGCAGACUGCGACGGCAGUUGGAGGAACUUAGAAAGGAGAGCACUAGCUACAUUGAGCUCCUCAAAGCACAUGACAUUAACCAUCUCGAGGACCCCACUAUCCACUGGAAGGGAAAACAGCGCUGUGCUAAGGUGGCAAAGGUAAUGCCUACCCACCAGCUACCAAAGGGGAUUAUUGUGUAUUCGAAUGGCAACGUAAUGUGCCCAGCGGGGAUGGAGACUAGCCCAGGAAAACAGCCGUUGGAAACCUUAAUUCUUCAGCCACCAUCAGAGGUUAGUGGCAGGUUAAGGGUUAAUGGAACCCUGCUGCAAGUCAAUACCUCUUCUACCACCCCUGCCCUUCUACCAGGAUCGACUGUCACACCCGCCCAGUCAGUGCCAGGUUUGAGAGUCGUGGAGCAGUGUGUGGUUGAGACACCAGUUGCAGCCUCCUCUGUUUCUUACAUCACACUUCAGAUACCUACCGCCACCACAACCCUGGCACAGCAACCCCAACCUACUACCCCAGUCCAGACCCUCACAUUAGCAGCCACCUCAGCACCACAGCUCCCUAUUGAAAGACCUGCUUCAUCCGUGUCCACCUGCCCCACAUUCAUCCAAACCGUAACCAGAACAACAGCCUCAGAGGUUUCCUCUUGUGUUGCCCAGGCCACUACCAUCAAGACUGUAAGUUACAGUGCUAUUCCCAACGGCCAAGCUCUUCUUAGGGCAGGGGCGGCGGGGAGCACGCAGACUACAUGGACAACACUGCAGAUGGCAGGGAACACAGUGCAGCCAGUCUGCCAGAGUCUUACCACACCAGAGCUCAGUAACACCACCCAGGCUGUUCAGCAGGUGACUUUGUGUCCAGUGGGCAACAAACAACACCCAAUUCAAAUACAGCUGCAACCAAAUGUCCCUAUCCAGCAAGCACCUAUCACAGCCCACAUUCAAGCACACCCCUUCCAGAGACCACCCCAGCUACAGCCAGCAAUCCUGAACCAGGCACAGCCUCAACCUGUCUUAGCACCCCAACCUCAAUGUACUGUCGUCCCCCAGUCAAUCAUAGUACCCCAGUCUGCCGUGGUGGCCCAUCCUGCUGUUGUGACACAGGCCCAGCCUGCCAUACUUAAACCAGGGUCAUUGCUUCCCAGUCCUGCAACAGCCAUCAUCCCUCAGCCUCAGCCCAUCCCUCAGCCAGCCCUGAUGCCCCUUCUCCAGACCAUGCAGGUGCUGCAGGUCAAGCCAAAUGGAGCAGCCACCUCAGCUGUAACAGCACCACAGAACACUAUCAACCCAAGUGUGGUCAUCCUGCAGCAGCCAAGUUCUUGCCCAGCCCAGUCAGUUGUAAGGGAGGAAAUGGGAAAUCAGACACCCUGUCAGCAUAUUGUAAUCAUACAGGCAUCCAACCAGAGUGCACCUUGUCCUCAGAAUUCUCAGGUUGGCAUUUUGCCUGCUGCCAUGCCCUCCGCAAUACCUCCUGUGUCUACUCAUGUAUCCACAACAAGCAGUUCAACAUCUGCUUCAUCUUUACAGAGUGUUGGCGGGAAGCAGCUGGUGCACAUCCUGCCACACCCUGUUCAACCUCAAGCAAACCAACCCCUACAGGUCACCCAGGCAUCAUCUUCUCUGUCAAUGCCUCCAGCACCACAAACUAUCACUGUGAAUGGCCAAGUGUUUGCUUUGCAGCCCAUGAAGACCUCUGACAAAACAAGCUCAAAGGGAAGCCAGAGUACACUCCAGCUGGUACAGCCCACCACCACGGAGGAACCAACUACUAAUGUGGCCCUUAAAAGUUUAGGGGCCCUCAGAAGUCUCAACCAGAGCAUCUCUCAGGGCCCCCCACUUACCAUUUCUAGCCAGAACAAUAGUCAGCCUCCAGCUGCUCAGCUGUCAGCAGUCCAGCAGCAGCAACCUACUGUUUCGGCACCUGUCCCUGUAACAACAUUGGUUCUACCUGCCCAGCAGCUACAGGUCCCAGUCACAUCAGGGCGGGUGGUUACUGCCUCUAAACCUUCAAAAAAGAGGGUUCGCAUGGCUUCAAAUAUAAAGAGAGCUACAGCUAAAAGGAAUAAACCUGUCAAGGGAAAGGUGCUUGAUCAGGUGCAGCCUGCUGUUGUCGUUUCAGCCAAGCCUACGGCCGCUGCAGGGGAGACGCAGACAGUUCAAAUUCCAGUAUCUCAAUUUGUACAACCUUCUACUGUAAAACUCACAGACAGUCCCACCACUUGCACCACAGCUGUCACUACUGCAGAUAGCAGUGAAAUGACAGGAAAUAUCUCUUCUAUGCAGAACUCAAAGAAAAUCAUUGUCUCGAGUUCGUCUAGUGAGACAGUUGAAUUAGGUCAGUCCCAUUCACAAAGUAAAAGUUUUGUCAGCACAUCUCAGAGUGAAGCUGUAUUCAGUCAUACUAACACUGGUGCUAUGGCAACUACAGUGACAACUGUAAAUGCCACAUCAGUGAAGCCAUCAGUUAGUGCAGCUGUGGUCACAGAGAGUAAACCAUCGGUAGUUUCUGACAAGUCAACUGUAACCAAAGUCUCAGUUGCAGAGGUUAAACAUCCAAACACCAGUACAGCAACUAGCACAACACAAAGCAAGUCAGCUGCUGCCACUACUGCUGUGUCAAGACAGAGCAGAUCUGUGGUCAGCUCUACAGGUGCCACUGAGGCAGGGUACACCUCCAUCACAGUUUGCACUGCAAGUUUAUCUCCAGUUUGCACCACAAGUAUUACAACAACUGCACCCGUAUCUUUAAAUCAGGCCACCCAACCAACCACAAUGUGUCCUCCCCAGGGAUUGAAUACCCAAGCUCUCAUAUCCUGUAGUAAACCUCAGUCUCAGCCCACCACUUCAUCCCCUGUGGCACUGUCGUCACCUGCAACACAAUUUUCUGCAACCCAAAACUCCACUACAGCUCACUUAACAAGUUCAGAGUUUAGGAAAAGGAUCAGUGCCAGCAGAGCGCCAUCGCAACACAGCAACACAAACAUGCCCAACCCCUCCCCCUGCCACCCUGUUGAGGUUAAACUGCAACAGGCCCCCAAAAGAGACAGAGAAACUCAGGAAGCGAAACACUCCAUAGUAGUGGAGAAAGAAGGCUUGGUGGCAGACACAUCUUCAAGAAAGGACUUUGCCCUACCGCAACAGGUAUAUACUAACCUUGACGAUCAAACUUUGGAGCACCCCAUGACAUCUAGCAGACAGGCAGAUUCUCCCACUUCAACAGGGGCUGGAGGAGGCAGAGGCUUCUCAGUGGCAUCCAUGCUUCCUCCGGGCCACAAUAUUAGUGCAUCGUCUGGCUCGUUUGGAACAUUUACAUUCACAUCUGAGCAGGCGGAGAUGCUGGCCUUGGCCAUGCUAGAACAGGACAGCCCUGGGAGGAGGAGCGGAGGGUGCACUGGAGAUGGCACUUCUUUAUCAAACCCUUCAACAUCCUCAUGGGAGUCGUCUAAAACUCCACCAGUGUCUAGCAACAAAGAAAGAGGCUCAGCUGGCCAGCAGGCUAAAGUUACUAAGCCCAUGGAUACAGUUGCAAUCCAGGUGUCUGUCAGAAGACCAGUUGGGGAGGCGGGGUCUGUCAGUGGUCAUAAUGCAAGCAGACAUCAACAAAACAUCUCAUACUCCCAGUCUCAGUCCCUCCCUCAGGUCCAGCCUCAGAGCUCAUCUCAGAGUGGCACAGUAGCAAGCCUCAGCGUCAACAACCUGAUAAGACCCAGCUCCAGUCAGCAGCAGUACCCGGGCUCUCCCAGUCUGGUUGGCCAACAGGGUUCGGUUCCAUCACCUGUGGGAAACUCAGCCCACAUAUCUCAACCUUCAAACAACACCCUGUCACCCUGCUCAGGUGCUGCUCAGCCCAAUGAAUACACACCACUGAAGUCUGCAUUAAUGAGGGCUCAGGCAGGAGUUGGUGUAGGUGAACGACAAGUGAAGAUUAUCUCCAAAAGGCAGGCCCAGGAGGCAGUGAUGGUUAACACUGGAAAACGACCCAAGCCUUGUCCUCCAUCAGCUGCCCCGGUUAGCCACAUGGAUGUGAAAGUUCCCGAUCACAGCCAGAUGAUGGUGGGACAGCUGCUGCCCACCUCCUCAGGUGUCAUGACAAGGCUUAAUUCAGAAAGUGGAGGGCCCCUCUUCUCCACAAACUCUUUCAUGAGCCCAGUAGUGCGGCCCACAGAUGGCCACUGUCCUCCUCAAGGACCUCCUGAGCAGAAUCAGCCAGGCGUGCUUCAUCUGCCUCAGGGUCAUCCACAGCAUUCUGCCUCCCAGCCUGGCCAACAUCUGGGUGGGAACCUCUACAUGAAACAACAACAGCAGCAAGAGCAGCAGAGACACCAUCUGUAUCAUUUGCAACACCACCUGACACACCCCGACCCUGCACAACGCCACACACUACACCAGAGGGCGCUUCAGCAGCAGCAGCAAGAGCAACAGCAACAGCAACAGCAGCAGCAGCAGCAGCAGCAGCAGCAGCAGCAGCAGCAGCACGUCCAGAAAAAGCGGGGACUUGUCAGGGGCAAUCAAACUGGUUCACCUGCAGGCCUGCAACAGAAGCCACAUCAUCUAGAUAAAUCUGGAAUUCAGCAGCAGCAACAGCAGCACUCGCAUCAACAGCAACAAACGCAACAUCAACAGCACACGCAGCAGCAGCCGUCACAGCAGCAUCCACAGCAGUCGCACCAACAAUCACAGCAGCAUCAACAGCCAACACAACACCAACAGUCUCAUCCCCAACAGCACCAACAGCAGACACUUCAACCACAGACGCAGCAUCAACAACACCAACAACAGCAGCAGCAGCAGCAGCAGCAGCAGUUACAGCAGCAGCAGCAGCAGCAGAGCUCCCACGCCAGACACCAGCAGCAUCUUCAGCAGCAGAUCCAGCAGCAACAGCACUUUAGACACCAGGAGAAGAGCUGUGAGGCCCAGACAGCAGGAUCCAGGGUCCACCACAGCAAUCACCUGGCUCAGCAGGAGCACCUCAAGAUUGAUGACACAUAUGUUCUCCUCCCUCAGACUGGUCAGGACCACGGUGCGAUGCAGAGGAUGAUGGGCUCGAGGACACUGGAGCAACAGCUCAUCUCUCCUCCCAGCAAUCCCGUGUCCCGUUCGUCCGACCUGGCGUGCGCGCCGUCGCGCCAGGAGCGCCAUCGGGUUUCCAAUUACUCUGCGGAGGCGCUCAUCGGGAAAAGCUCCAGCAGUGGUGAACAGCAGCAGCGCAUGGGUCUUCACCUUCAGCCCGGCCACGGUGCCGCCCAGGAGCAGCAGGAGCUCUGCGGUUACCUGGACACAUCGCGAGGGAAGGCUAAUAUCGCUCACAACCCACAGACCCGCCUGCCUUCAGAUCACCCGGGGUCAGCUGAUGUUCAGCGGGUCUCAGAGUGUCCACCCUUCAAGCCUAUGGGCGGAGGAGCUCAUCAGCUCAGCGGUUUUGAGGUCCAGGUAUCACGUGGGAGUGACAUGGCACCAAAGUCAGUGCCUUCAUCUCAGAGAGGCCCUCAGGGGCAGCAGCAGGGGGGGUUCAGGAUGAACAUGGGUCCUCCAGCAGACGGCAGAAAUCGUGGUGGCUACAGUGGAGCCCAUCCUGGUUCACAAGGACUACAGGUGGGCCCGCCAUUGCCCCGAGAACAAGAAGGUUGUCACCAGGGUUUCAUGCAAAGCCUUCUUUCUCCCCACCUUACUGAGCAGAGCAACCACCAGCGAGCGGUGCAGUGCUGUCCACCGGUCAGCAUGGAGUACAGCUGCCUGCCUGGAAGCUCUUCAAUUGACCUACAGGCCAAAACCUCCAGCCCCAGUGUUCAACCCACGCAGAAGGCUCCGGCUAUGCGGCUCGGGGAGGGCAACAAGGGCCAUAUUUCUCAGGUUAGCAGUAACAUGCAUGGAGGCCCAGUCAUGCGAGCAGGUCUCCCCCACCCUCCAACCCCGCACAGCAGCUCUGAGCCAGGCCGCUCCAGACCACCGACUGCUGUCAGCCAGCACUCUCGCCACAUCGGCCGGGACACUCAGCCCACCAAGCUGAGGCCUGGAGACCGGCCGCGGUCUGGUGCUCUGAGGCCAAGCAACCCUUUCGAGUCUGAGGGCCACUUGCCUCUGCCCUCUGGAGGAGGGGUGCUGCUGAGCCGCCCGCAGUCUGGGGGCGAGGCGCGACGCAGCACCAUUGUUCGCUUUAUGGCAGAAGGUGCUCAGGUACCGAGUGAAAACAACCUGGUUUCUGAACAACACAUAACACAGAACUUUGGGUUUCCUUUUAUCCCCGAAGGAGGAAUGAAUCCUCCGCCUCCCAUCAAUGCUAACUCCACAUUCAUCCCUCCUGUCAGCCAGUCCAACACCUCCCGUACACCCUCCCUUCUGCCCGUGGAACCCCAGAACACUUUACCCUCCUUCUACCCCUCCUAUUCUCCAGCGGCCCACCCCAGCCUUCCCAGCGACGUCACCCUUCAAUACUUUCCCAACCAAAUGUUUACCAGCCCAAGUGCCGACAAAGGCAGCGCUCCUCCUCCUCUCAACAACCGCUUUGGCUCCAUCCUUUCCCCGCCACGCCCUGUGGGUUUUGGUCAGGCUAGCUUCUCCCUGCUCCCAGAUAUGCCCCCGAUGCCUAUUGCCAACACAUCGGGAAUCACCCCUCACAUAUCCAACUUCAGCCUCACGUCCCUGUUCCCCGAAAUCGCCACCGGCAUGCCCAGCGACGGCUCGGCGAUGCCCAUGUCUCCCCUGCUGUCGCUCUCCAACACCUCGUCUGCCGACUCGAGCAAGCAGCCCAAUCGUCCUGCCCACAACAUCAGCCACAUUCUGGGCCACGACGGCAGCUCGGCUGUGUGAGCAGAGCGCCCUCAGCUUAUUGAUGAGUUAAUGUUCCUUUUAAGCCGGGUGUGAAACCCUGCACGUCACAGACAGUUUCUAGGUUGAUAUCACACUUCAAGCCCACGUGGGGGGUGAUUUUGGUCGUUUACAUGUUCAUAUGAUUUCAAUCAAGUAUUUUCUCUUUGUACAUUUGAGGUUAUAAUUUGUAAUAUUUAGAUUUUUAUGGUUUGAAAUGUUGGUCAAACCCAUCGGUGUAGUAAAACAAACAUGUAGGAGGUUUAGCUCUUGAAUUCAGUGUUUUCUGGGUCAUGGAGAAAACCCUCUGCACACUCACAGAUGUAAUUUACUAACUUAUAUCAGGUUAGAUUGUACAGAAUCUGUUUGUUUUUCCCCAAGAGAUAUUUUGUAAAUACCAGUGUUUCAUAUCAGAAUUGCUAGAUUAUGUAUGUAUUUGUAAAUACAAAAAAAUAUUAAUAAAGUUUAUAAGAAGA
Messenger RNA from Solea solea (common sole), 7720 nucleotides. Its product is annotated as basic helix-loop-helix domain-containing protein USF3. The record is from RefSeq and is a predicted model, not a curated record. Bases 189 to 7247 code for a protein of 2352 amino acids. Gene Ontology annotation, molecular function: protein dimerization activity. The transcript is spliced from 7 exons. Lineage: Eukaryota; Metazoa; Chordata; Actinopteri; Pleuronectiformes; Soleidae.